This is a messenger RNA of Nomia melanderi (Alkali bee), 4208 nucleotides long. RefSeq names its product mind the gap (gene mtg). Gene Ontology annotation, molecular function: chitin binding. NCBI's taxonomy places the organism in Eukaryota, Metazoa, Arthropoda, Insecta, Hymenoptera, Halictidae. Gene Ontology annotation, cellular component: extracellular region. The record is from RefSeq and is a predicted model, not a curated record.
GCGUAUAUACACAUAUAUAUUAUAACGUUUAUGAUAAGAUUGAAUUCCUUCAUGUUUACUUACAAUGGCGGAUCUUGUAAUGGUGGUUGAUAAUGAUUGUUGUUAAUAACAAGUUUAAUACUGGAAAAAAAUGUAUGCAGUAACAUGAAAAUUGUGGUAACUGAAAUAAAAUUGAAAAGAAAGAUUGAAAUGACUAAUGGAAUGGAGAAAGGAUAAAAAAAUAUAUGGUGCAGCUCUCAGGGAGUGUAUAAAAUAAAUUUUUCUUUUUAAGAAAAAUUAUAAUGUUAAUAAUAAUGACAAAAUUAUGAAAAAAAUACAAAAAGUAUGGCAAUAUAAGGCAGACGUAAUCAAACACCGGUCACUUUGUGUUAUUAUUGGAUAUGUUUGAAUAACUUUCAUAUACAAAAAUUGACAAAAUGAUGUAUAAAAAGAAAAGAACAUACAACGGCUGACUUCAUACGAUGCUGCGAAGAUCUGUUCCUUCUGUUAUUGAAGGGUACUAGAUUUUACUUUGGUUGUGUGAAGUUUGCAGAAUCAUUGAUGAUACUACGUAAUAUCCUUUAAAGGACUCUAGUUUAUGGAAAUAAAAAUGUGAAAGAAUAAAUAUAACAUCGCAUCAAAUUUUUGGUGACAAAUAAAUAAGAGAUGCCAUAAGGAUCAUUUUGAAAAAAGUCCGAUCAAUUCGCUGGACUCUGAAUGAACGCACGACGAUCCCGUUAUCGUUUGGUCCGAGUGGGUCACCGACACUUCGACAUAGGAUUUUACUCAUAGCCGCUUCGAUGUACACGUAUCGAACCUGUGCUAUGAACAGACCGUUCUUCGUGGAGCUUGGAGGGGCUGAACAGGACCGUCUCACGUUCUUUUACAAAGAAACAUAGAAAAUCCUUUUUAUUCGUGAUCCUUUCAACGCGUAUUCAUUUAAAAAAUUAGUAAUCUCAUAAAACCGAUAGAACAUCAAAUUAUUUAAACCAUUUCAUACCGGAGUAUCAAUAAAUAAAUUUGUAUUUUAGAGGAACUAAAAGAGUGAUUCAUUCAAUAAAAUUGACCAAAUAUGCAUAUACACGCCAAAAAGAAUUUUAUCAUCCAACGACCCACAAGUUUAAAAACUUUUUUCAUAAUAAACUGUAUUUUACUUUUCAUCAAUUCAUUGACAAUAUUUUUAGUGUUGGACUUGAGUGAAGUACGAACGUUUCUGUAUACUUAGAAAUAUCUAACGUUGGCUGAAAAAAAAAUGUAAAUAACUCUAUUAGACUUGCAUGUUUACUGUAAUGUUUGCAAUUAACAAUCGCAUAUAUAUAAUAUGAACUAAUAAAACGUUUGCAAUACUUGCCCGAGUGAAUAGUGGGGGUCAUGAAAGUGGAGCCAAGUUUCAGCCGUCCCUGGAAACCAGAUGGGGUCUGAAAGUGCCCCGCGUGCUCGCCUUCGAAGAACAUAUUCAUGCAGUAUUAGUGUUCACGGGAACGGGUAACCCGUCGCACCUCUUUAUCUCUGAAUCGUCGAGUAUCACGUUCACCAGCGGUUCGUUUGGACACCUCUCUAGCAGGUGACGUUUUUGAUCAUCGUGCAACAAGACACACUCUCCGAGUUGUUUUCGAGUUGUUCCGAGCGCGAAUCGAUUUCCGACGAAAAGGAAACAUCCAGGAUCAUCAACUUUCUAAGCUCUUUUGCGACAAUCAAAACUGGAUCGACCAGUAUGAAGAUCGCCACGACCUUGUUCCUUUUCGUAGUUGUCGGCUGCACGUGGCGGGAGACGCUAGGGACAUGCGUGUUUCAAUCGGACUUUGGUUUUGUGCUUAACUGCGCCUUCAAAAAGUCCGGCCUCUUUCGAGUACGAAAUCUUGGAGGUGUCAAAGGCUACGUCGGCCUGGGCUUUUCUGUCGGCGACGAGUUGGGCUUUUCUCAGUCGCUGUCUAAUGUAGAAGCUGCUAAAAGAAGAAGCGUGUCUACUAGGGGAAAUGUGCCAUCGUAUACUAAUACGGCUACUAAUCGGGACGAAGUCAGGCAGCAUGCGCAAAACACUAGGCAAGUAGUGCCUCCUUUCAAACCAUUGCCAUCUGGUGUUGCUCGACCGAUUGCUCAGCAACCGGAACGACAGAAGUUGGUUGUCCAGCAGAAUGCAACGGUCUUGAGAACUGUCCCAGCGCCUGCUCUGUCGGUGACGCAACAGGAUAUGUUGAGGCAGCAACAACAGCUACUUCAGCAGGAAACAAAACAGAAACAGCAGCAGAGGUUACAGCAGGAAGCUUUCGCGCUGCAGGUGUUGAAGCAGCAACGAUUACAGCAACAGGAAGCUAUGAGACAGCAACAAGAAGCUAUGAGGCAGCAACAGUUGCAGAAGCUCCAACAACAGCAGAAGCAACAACAAUUGGCAGCGCAACAGCAGAAAAGGCAUCAACAGGCGAUUUCAAUGCAAGUGAAAAGGGAUCAGACACCGCAGAUACUCGCAGUUGCAGCCGCAAUGCCAGGAAAACUGCCUAACAUCGUCGCUGCAAUUCCUCCAGCUGGGAGCAUAAUAGAAACCGAGCCUGCAUCGAAACCGAUAGUUGGAAGUGCAGGUUUACCACCGUUCAUCUCGAUGCCACAAUCGUCGUCACAGUUGACCGAUCGAAUUAGCAAUAGUCCUACUAUCUUAGAAGACGCUGACAACGAAGUAUCAAAAGACGAUCUCAAUCAGCUCCCAUUACCUGGAGACGAUGUAGCUUCCUCCAUAAACGAAAUGACAUUACUUUCUUUCCAACCUAUUUCUCCAGAAAGCAGCCAAUCAUCGCCUCAACAACAAACUGAUAAAAGACAAUCGUUGCCAUCGUCUUUGCCAUCGUUAGCCCCUAUUCAGGGAAUGGAAACGUCGUUGAAAGCUCUCGCGGAAGCUAGCAAUAUUACACUUGAAGCUCUAGAGGCGGCCAUUUUGCUUCGACAGCAGCAGCUUCUGCGCAAGCAACAGGGACCUACGAGUACGACUACGACCACCACAACAAUGCCUCCUCCCAAAAAUAAAUAUAAUUCUGGAGCCACGAAAGUGAUGAAUGCACCCCGUGAGUACUAUCCAUUGGGUUAUGACAAGAACUUCGAUGAUAAUUUCGCUAGUCGCGUUGAUCUUCCGGACACAAGCUUUUACUGCGGUGAUCAAAAACAUUUUCCGGGAUUGUAUGCUGAUGAAGACCUUGGAUGCAUGGUAUUUCACGUCUGCGCGCUAACAGACGAUGGGCUGAUCAUGAAAAGCUUCCUGUGUCCUGAAUCAACGUUGUUCGACCAGACGAUUCUUAAGUGCAAUUGGUGGUUCUAUGUCGACUGUAAAUCUUCGAAAAGUCUGUACGAUAGCAAUAUUCCAAUUAGCAAAAGCUAUCAGCUGAUGAAAGCUCUCGCGUUCUUCUCGGCGUAUAAAAACCAUGACAAUAGUACAACCAAUGCUGAAGAGGGUUCAGACAUCGAUAAUACCUCGAGUAAAUAAACUGCCCACCUUUACUGCAUAGUCGAGCAUUUAUUAUUAAAUUUUAAUCGGUUCUACGAUUACCAAUUAACGUUCUUCUAAUCCAUUGAGUCUCAAAUAAUCUAAAGUUUCUUAUUCGCUGUAACAUUGAAUUGCUGUAUGUGCCAGUGAAGACUUAUUUAUAAAUGAAUUAAUGAAGUUUUAUGUUUUUUGUGGGAAAUAAUGGAUUACAAGGAACUAUUUUAUUGAGCGAAUAAAACAAAAUGUGUAAUUUGAUAGAUUUUCGUUUCGCAGUGUAAUAAUUUCUUCUUGAAUAAGCAGGUAGACCUGGGAUAUUUAUGCGAAUGACCAUUUGUAAUUUACUUCUUCAAAAUUGGUGAAGAAUUAGAAAUGAAAACAAUUAAUUUUGAUAUUUAAGAGAUCUGUUAAACUAAAAAUGCGAUACAAAUUUGAUUUGAACAAAUCUUUCAAUAUUUCGCACGUUAUUGCUAAAAUUUCAGAGUCUACCAAAAAUAAUAAACACUGUAAAAAUAGUAAACACACAAAGUAUGUAUAUAUAAUUUAUUGCGUUAGAACGUAGCAUUUGUAGUAAAUAAUUUUUACAAUAACGACUGUAAAUAGUUUUAUGUUGGUUUCUUCGUUGAUGUGGCUUGUUUAAUAAUAAUUCUAUUUUCCAUAAUGGUGAAUUAAUUCCUCCAUUGUAUACUUACCUUGAAAGUUGAUGUGAUAUUCAAAACUCUCGACUUGUAUUGAAAUUAAUGAUAAUUUUAUUUCAUUGAAA